This is a messenger RNA of Nycticebus coucang (slow loris), 1625 nucleotides long. It is a transcript of the gene SDR16C5, whose product is annotated as short chain dehydrogenase/reductase family 16C member 5. Gene Ontology annotation, biological process: retinol metabolic process; retinal metabolic process. The transcript is spliced from 7 exons. Bases 522 to 1451 code for a protein of 309 amino acids. The record is from RefSeq and is a predicted model, not a curated record. Lineage: Eukaryota; Metazoa; Chordata; Mammalia; Primates; Lorisidae. Gene Ontology annotation, cellular component: lipid droplet. Gene Ontology annotation, molecular function: all-trans-retinol dehydrogenase (NAD+) activity.
GGAGGGGAAGGUGACGCUGCUGCAGGCAGCUGGGCUCGCGUGUGCCCUGCGGGCUCCGGGACGCGUCCUGCGCCCGCCGCCCUGGCUCUGGGACACUGUGGAGCCCAACCUCCCGGCUCUGCUUUGCGAACACCUGGGGAGCUUCUCUCAUGCUGAUGCCUGGCCCCUCCCAACCCCGACAUUCAGAUUUAACAGUCCGGGAUGCAGCCUGAGCGUUGGAAAUUUUAAACCACGAGAAGUCCCGGCGCGCGCGUCUAGUCGCCAAGAUCGAAUCCCCAGCUCCUUAAAUCCACCUGCGCGAGAGAGCAGGAAAAGAGUCCCGGCCCACGCGGCGCGGGGGCGAGCGGCGGCCCCACCUCCGGCAGCCGGGAGACCUCUCCCGCCUGCGCCCGGAACAAACACCUGAACUAGGCCGAGCCGCGAGCCAGGUACGCGGGUGCCUGAGGCGGACAAGGUCAGCUUCUCGGCCGGCAGCCAAGCACCUUUCUGGUCUGUCUUUCUAUAUAGGUGGCAGCCAGAACAUGUCUUCCACACGGCAGUCAGCAAAGAAAUUCCUCAUUUUCUUAGGAAAAUUGCUGUUUACUUUUGUGGAGGCAAUGAUUUUUGGCUUACUCCCAAAGCCACGGAAGAACGUUGCUGGUGAAAUAGUCCUGAUCACAGGGUCCGGCAGUGGCCUCGGAAGGCUCUUAGCCCUGCAGUUUGCCCGCCUGGGAUCUGUGCUUGUUCUCUGGGAUAUCAACACGGAGGGGAAUGAGGAGACGAGCAGGAUGGUUCAGGAAACCGGAGCCACACGAGUGCACGCCUACACCUGUGACUGCAGUCGGAGAGAAGACGUGUACAGGGUGGCCGAUCAGGUUAAAAAGGAAGUUGGUGAUGUCUCUGUCCUAAUCAACAAUGCUGGAAUCGUAACAGGGAAAAAGUUCCUCGACUGCCCCGAUGAGCUUAUGGAAAAGUCAUUUGAUGUAAAUUUCAAAGCACAUUUAUGGACUUAUAAAGCCUUUCUCCCUGCUAUGAUUGCAAAUGAGCAUGGACAUUUGGUUUGCAUUUCAAGUUCAGCUGGUUUAAUUGGAGUAAAUGGGCUGGCAGAUUAUUGUGCAAGUAAAUUCGCAGCCUUUGGAUUUGCUGAAUCUAUGUUCGUAGAAACAUUUGUUCAAAAACAAAAGGGAAUCAAAACCACAAUUGUGUGCCCAUUUUUUAUAAAAACUGGAAUGUUUGAAGGUUGUACUACUGGCUGUCCUUCUCUAUUGCCAAUUCUGGAACCAGAAUAUGUGGUCAGAAAAAUAGUCGAUGCUAUUCUGCAAGAAAAACUUUACUUGUACCUGCCAAAGUGUAUCUACUUCCUGAUGUUUUUAAAAAGCAUCUUGCCCGUCAAGAUGGGACUGCUCAUAGCUGACUAUGUGGACAUCUUCCAUGCAAUGGAUGGCUUCACUGGCCAGAAGAAGAAAUGCUAAAGAGAAGCUCGUGACUGACAUCAUCUGAUCUCCAACAUUACGUAUUGCAUGUUUCAAUGAACAAAAGUAUUUUUGUGCGACAUAGAAUAUAUCUGGAGGCCACAAGUACCAUUCUCAGUCUGUUAUCCAGACUAGAAUUUUCAACCAAUAUAAAAAAUAACGUUUCUAUCAUCU